Hippocampus comes (tiger tail seahorse) is the source of this 1820-nucleotide messenger RNA. RefSeq names its product protein inhibitor of activated STAT, 4a (gene pias4a). Gene Ontology annotation, biological process: regulation of transcription by RNA polymerase II; protein sumoylation. NCBI's taxonomy places the organism in Eukaryota, Metazoa, Chordata, Actinopteri, Syngnathiformes, Syngnathidae. Gene Ontology annotation, molecular function: zinc ion binding; SUMO ligase activity; transcription coregulator activity. The record is from RefSeq and is a predicted model, not a curated record. The transcript is spliced from 10 exons. Bases 424 to 1758 code for a protein of 444 amino acids. Gene Ontology annotation, cellular component: chromatin.
ACUUUCAUGCGUUUCGAAUCGCUUGAAGCUAAUAUUAUCUCUUGUGAUGCGCGCUUAGUUUGCCAAGCUGUGCACCUGUCAAAACGUUCGCUUGCCAUGAUUGAGCACCGAAAAGGCAGUUUUCCCAGCAGAGCUAGCCGGCUAGCAACAUAGCCUCUAUUGAGAAUGUUUAGUGAGGUCGCGUUGGAUUGACCAAACACUGUGUUCCUUUCUCCUCAAAUAGAACAACCAUAGGCUGCUUUUGCAGCUUGUUAGUUGUCCGUAUGUCAACGUUGUUUACCCACUGCUGUCGAGUUAGCACCUCUAUUGCUAACAGCUUAUAUGUAAACACCCCUUGGUUGCUUGUAUUUGUAUGGGAAAUGGAGGAAGUAACAUAAUACCUACGCCACAGGCAACGCAUGUAAUAUUUCAAUGUGGAGAUGAAUGCUUUUCACUGGCUUGUACGUUGCGUUGGAGAACAUGGUCAAAAGUUUCCGGGUCUCCGACCUGCAGAGGCUGCUGGCCUCCAUGGGCCGCAGCAAGAGCGGCUUAAAGCAGGACCUGGUGGGCCGGGCUCUAAGGCUGGUCCAGACGGAAUACAGCCCUGAGCUGCUCAAGAACGUGCGGCAGCUGUACGAGUCGCGCUUUCCCAGAACGUCUGGCUGGCUGGCAGCACGGCGCCCGGAGGGCAUCCCGGUUUCGUACUCGUCCCUCAGCUCGACCCCGUCUGCCACCUCUCAGGAGGCUGAAUACCUCAACGGCAUUACCAAACCAAUGGCCACUCCAGCACCGGAGGUCAAACUGGUGCCGCUGCCCUUCUAUCAGACUUUGGAAACACUGCUUCCACCUACAGAGCUCAUUGCCCAGAAUAACGAGAAACUGCAAGACAGUCAGUGCAUAUUUGAGUUAACACCAAGUCAAGCAGACCAAAUCAGAAACGCAAGUGAAAUUCGCCCGGGAAUUAGAUCAAUCCAGGUGGUUCUUAGAAUAUGUUACACAGACUCCAUUGGGGUUCAAGAGGACCAGUAUCCUCCUAACAUCGCCGUCAAAGUCAACCAGUCCUACUGUCAUGUCCCAGGCUACUACCCCUCUAACAAGCCUGGCGUGGAACCUCGCCGUCCUUGUCGCCCUGUUAACAUUACUCCUUGGUUGCAUCUUUCCACGGUCACCAACAGAAUCACCGUCACCUGGGGAAACUUCGGCAAGCGCUACUCUGUAGCAGUGUAUUUAGUGAGGAUGUUCACUGCGUCGGACCUCUUCAGCCAGCUCAAACUCUGCUCUGUUGAGAGCGCGGAGCGCUGUCGUGAGCGCAUUCAAGACAAGCUACGGUUUGACCCAGAGAGUGAGAUUGCCACUACGGGCCUCAGGGUUUCUCUUAUUUGUCCACUGGUGAAGAUGCGCAUCGGUGUGCCAUGUCGAGUUCUGACCUGCGCCCAUCUACAGUGUUUCGACGCAGUCUUCUUUCUGCAGAUGAAUGAAAAGAAGCCCACAUGGACCUGCCCCGUGUGUGACAAGCCGGCGCCCUUUGAGCUGCUCACUAUAGACGGGUUGUUGUCUGAGAUCUUGAAAGAGACAAGCGAGGAAAUCGAGGAGAUCGAAUACCUCACCGAUGGCUCUUGGCGACCAAUCAGCGACGACAAGGAGAAGGAAAAAGAAAGAGAACGCAGCGAUACGCCUGAGUACUCGUUGGUCGAUAUGUGUACGUGGAAAACGCUCACUGUAUAUUCCCACAUUGCACAGAUUUUCCCAAAAUGCACACAAAGCGAAGUUCACAGAUGAAGGUUGGACUAAAUGUGGGUGGAGCUAAACGUUUGACAAAAGUCAACAAAACAGCCAUUUCA